This is a messenger RNA of Camellia sinensis, 2271 nucleotides long. The record is from RefSeq and is a predicted model, not a curated record. NCBI's taxonomy places the organism in Eukaryota, Viridiplantae, Streptophyta, Magnoliopsida, Ericales, Theaceae.
AGGAAAUCCCUAAUGUACUUCUCUGUUGUGUGGCUCUGAUUUUAUUGCAAAUCAAAAUCCUCCAAAACACUUGUCGAAUAAUGAAAUGAUAUCAGAAUUCCCAUCACAUAACCCAGAUUCUUUGUCCUCUCAAUUUCCAGAGAAAAUUCACUGGGUGGUUUUUAAUAGUUAACACUGCCUCUGUAAUUUCUGAUUUCCUUGAGAAAUCUGGUUCAUUAUUGGCACCGGAAUCCUCGGAGAUUCCCGCUGAUGAUGCAUAUAAUUACCCACCAAAUAUUUAUAAAAUCUGCUACUCUCUUUCUUGCAUCACUAUUAGAGAGAGAGAGAGAGAGAGAGAGAUUUGAGUCUUCACGUUAUUGUGUUAGGUAGAAAGAGAGAGACGGUCAGAGUAGAGAAAGCAAUUAAUUAACUCGAUCUAUUGAGGUGGUUGGUUUGGUUAGUUCUAGUGAGAGAGAGAGAGGGAGAGAGUUUUUUUCUGUCUCUCUAUCUAUAUAAUCUAUAUAAUAAAUAGUGAAAUUAUCCUGUUCACAAAAGUCAAGUAACGCAUAAAAAAAAGCAAUCCGCAGAGAUAUGCGAAAAGCGUUUUUGUUUUUUUCCGGUUAUAGUUAUCAUUGUUGAGUCUCUUACAAGGAAAUUCAGCUAAUUUGAUAGCAUUUUGACUAUAAAAUUUGCAAUCUUUGCUGAAAAAGAAGACCCAUUUCUCUGCUUUACCGACCCCAAAAAAAAAGGAAAAAAAAAGAAAAGAAAUUCUUUUGGAGUUUCAGAGAACCCUUUUUUCUCAUCUAGAGAGAGAUAGAGUGGAGGUGAGAGAUGGGUUCGCAUGGGACGCUAGCGAGGAGGGCUGUGCAGACUGAGACACCCAUCAUGGUUCUGAUACAGGAAGUGAUCCGAGGUGCCAAGGACGCACUUUCUCUAGCUCAGGGAGUAGUGUAUUGGCAACCACCGAAGCCAGCGUUGGAUAAGGUAAAAGAACUUGUGUGGGAACCUUCAGUUAGUCGUUAUGGUGCUGAUGAAGGUCUUCCUGAGCUUAGAGAGGCAUUGGUUAGGAAGGUAUAUCUUCUGAUUCUGAUGUACACUUUUUCUCUGAAAAUGGAGAUUUUCCUUGUGGAAAAGCUCAAAGAUUGGACGGCCACUUUGGACAGCAUGGGAAAGGUAAAUUUCAAUGGUUUCAGCAUAAACGCUCCUUUUACUUUGAGUCGCACUUCAGUUUGUUUUCCGUUCCUCCAUAUUGCUGCCCAUUAUUGGGACCUGGUUCCUCAUGUGUUUCGCUUUGGAUCACAAGACAUGUGUCCCACUCUUGAGAAGUUUCAAGUGUUAAUGGAGUCUCGGCGCAACGAAGAAAUUAUGCCUCAAUUCUACUGUUUGCUCAGUUUUCUAGAAUAUGACUUAGUUAUAUUUUCAUGUGUUCCUGGGAAGAAUACAGAGGUAUGUAGGAGUAUUAACAAUUACAUGUGCAGGUACUUUAUGUAUGAUGGCCUCAAACACUCAUGUGUGGAGGGCAAUCACAUAGUCAACAUAUUUUCAUUUUCUAAAGCUUAUGGAAUGAUGGGAUGGCGAGUUGGAUAUAUAGCAUACCCUACAGAAGUGGCGGGCUUUGGAGCUCAACUCCUCAAAAUCCAAGACAACAUACCAAUAUGUGCUGCAAUAAUUUCACAGCGCCUUGCCCUUUAUUCCUUAGAAGUGGGACCGGAAUGGGUCACUGAACAAGUGAAAGAUCUCGUCAAAAACAGAGCAAUUGUUCUAGAAGCACUAUCUCCGUUGGGAGAUGAUGCUGUGAAAGGCGGAGAAGGUGCAAUAUACCUAUGGGCAAAGCUUCCAGACAAAUGCGUCGAUGACUACGAAGUAAUUCGCUGGCUUGCUACAAAGCAUGGCGUGGUUGUGAUCCCAGGAAGUGCCUGUGGCUGUCCGGGGCACCUUAGGAUCUCAUUCGGAGGAUUGUUAGAGGAUGAUUGUCGAGUUGCUGCAGCAAGGCUGAGAAAAGGGUUAGAAGAACUGGCGAGAGAUGGGAUGGUACAUUAAAUUAGAUUCCUAUUUCCUAUUCAUUUUGUAAGGAAAAAUGUUUGUAUUCCGAUAUCAUUAUCGGUACAUGCCACUAGUUGUGAACAUGUUCAAAUUUAACUACAUCUCUGAAGCUCUGCCCUCUUGAAAAUAAGAAAAUGUGGCGAGGGUGAAAAUAAUUGAAGUUUACAGUUUUCUGGUACUGUACAUUGUGAUUUUCUUGUGGAAAUUGGAACACGGGGUCCGUUUGAGUUUGACCCAGCCUUUAGAUGA